AAGGCUAAGCGAGCAGAGUCUCUCUCUACUUCGUCUUCCCUACGAACUUGGGCGGAAUUGAAGGGUGACUGUACUUUAAAAAACAGCACACAGGUGACAGAAGAGGUGAAGUCGGAGAAAGUCUUGACUGGACAGGACUGCAGUGGCUUAUAUGAUUUUCACUGAAUGGGGCGUUGUUCCAAGGACGGUUUCUUCUGCGGCAGAGGGCUGGGGAAGAGAAGUCAGAUUUGUUUGCCCAGAACAAAGAUGGCGUCCAAACUUCCGGGAUGACAAUGAACUUCCGGCAUGAGAGCCCACACACCAAAACAAGGACAUGGAGGAAGAAUGGUCUCCGGGAGGGGCGUGGUCUCCGAGACCCAGAGAGAGGAGAUUCUAAACGGCUAUUGGAUGCACUCGAAGGCCCGCCCCAUUACGGUUUUCCAAUCACAAUUAAGGAAACUCUGCGGUUGCAGCAGCGAUUGGUGAGCGGUCUGCAGCCAAUAGGAGGGGGCCAAUUUUGGCGCGAGUGUUGAGUAGGUUCCAGGUUCCGGGCUCCGCGCUGCUGCCCUUGCCCCUGGCCUGGGUCCGGACCCUGUCGGAGUCCAGUCCGAGUCUGCCCCUGGGCUGGACUGGAGCCCGUAGCCCCGCGCCCGCGCCAUGUUCGUGACCGACUUUCGUCGAGAUUUCUACGACGUGAUUCAGACGGAGCGAGUUCUUCUCUUUGUUGCUUCUGACGUUGAUGCAUUAUGUGCCUGCAAAAUUCUUCAGGCCUUGUUCCAGUGUGACCACGUCCAGUACACUUUGGUUCCCGUUUCUGGGUGGCAGGAACUUGAAACCUCAUUUCUGGAGCACAAAGACCAGUUCCGCUACUUUAUUCUCAUAAAUUGCGGGGCCAAUGUCGACCUCUUAGACACCCUCCAGCCCGAAGAGGAUCAGAUUUUCUUCAUCUGUGACACCCACCGACCUGUCAAUGUUGUGAAUGUGUACAACGACACACAGAUAAAACUGCUCAUUAAACAAGAUGACGACCUGGAAGUCCCUGCCUAUGAUGACAUUUUCAGAGACGAGGACGAGGACGAGAAUGAGGACGAGGACGAAAAGUCGGGCGGCGAGGACGAUGGCUCGGAGCCUUCUGGGAAGCGUUCUCGGUUUGAAGAGGAUGUGAUUGAGCGGACGAUGAAGAGGAGACAGCGAAGAGAGUGGGAGGCCCGCAGGAAAGAAAUCCUCUUUGAUUACGAGCAGUAUGAAUACCACGGGACCUCGUCCGCCAUGGUGAUGUUUGACUUGGCCUGGGUCAUGUCGAAGGAUCUCAACGACAUGCUGUGGUGGGCCAUCGUUGGACUGACUGACCAGUGGAUACAAGACAAGAUCACUCAAAUGAAGUACGUGACCGAUAUCGGGAUCCUGCAGCGUCACGUGUCCCGACAUAACCAUCGCAAUGAGGAUGAUGAGAACUCCCUCUCCAUCGACUGCAUGCGGAUCGCCUUUGAAUACGACCUGCGCCUGGCGCUCUACCAGCACUGGUCCCUCUAUGACAGCCUCUGUAACACAUGCUACACGUCUGCCAGGCUCAAGCUGUGGACUGACCAGGGCCGGAAGCGGCUUCAGGAACUUCUGGCGGACAUGGGGCUGCCCCUGAAGCAGGUGAAGCAGAAGUUUCAGGCCAUGGAUGUUUCUUUGAAAGAGAAUCUGCGGGAAAUCCUCGAAGAGUCGGCCAACAAGUUUGGGAUGAAGGACAUGCGGGUGCAGACUUUCAGCAUCCACUUUGGGUUCAAGAACAAGUUCCUGGCCAGUGACGUGGUCUUUGCCACCACCUCCUUGCUGGAGAGCAUUGAGAAAGAUGCCUCUGGAGCAGACAACUUCAUCCAGGCUCUCGACAGUCUCUCCAGGAGUAACCUGGCACACCUCUACCAAGGCCUGGAGCUGGCCAAGAAGCAGCUGCGGGCCAUCCACCAGACCGUGGCCAGCUGCAUCGGCACCAACCACGUCAUCUCCCAGGGGCCCUUCCUCUACUGUUUCCUCCCGGAGGGCACGCCUGACAUCAAACUGUUCUCCAAGCCCGUGUCUCUGGGCCUGCUCAGCAAAUACCUGCUGCAGUCCUUCAUUUGUUCGACCAAGAACAAGCGUUGUAAGCUGCUGCCUUUGGUGAUGGCGGCCCCGCUGAGUCUGGAGCACAGCACCAUGAUCAUGGUGGGGAUCCCCCCCGAGACAGAGAGCUCCGACAAAAAGAACUUUUUCGGGAGGGCGUUUGAGAAGGCGGCCGAGAGCACCAGCUCCAGGACUCUGCACAAUCAUUUCGACAUGUCAGUCAUCGAGCUCAAAAUGGAGGACAGAGGCAAGUUCCUGGACGGGCUGGUCUCUCUGCUCUCCUGAGGCGACCUCAGUGCUGCCCUCUGGGGCCGAGCAGAACCUCCCAGAGGACUGCAGAUGGCCCCUCCGACCUUCUCUUCAAGCUAAGAGCCCCAACUUGGUCACCGAGGUCUGGGGUGCUGUCGGACCUCAGGCUUCUUCUCUGGAGGAGAUGUUGGAUGAAGCACAAGGCCUGGGGAUCAGUGGGUCUGGUCUUGCUGAGUGUCCGUGUGUGAGAACAACACGAUCCCUACUCGGGAUGGGAGCAGUUUCAGGGGUCUCGGAGGAGUGAUGAGGCCGAGGGGCCAAGGCUGCCGAGGGAACAUUCCCCAACAACUGGAACUCUCGGGAAACAAAAUGCUGCUUUGAUCAGUAGGGAGUUCUCCGUCCUUGGAGGGCUGCAGGUGGAAGAUGGAUGCUCAGGGGUCUGCCAGACACUUGGUGCAGGGGAUUCCUACGCAGGCCCACUGGCUGCACCCUCGGGUCUCUUCUAAAGGAUCCUUAAAUUCUCAGAUUGUCCUCUGGGCCUUAGUUUCCCCCCUCUGUUAAAUGGUUUCUGAGACCUCUCUUUCCUCCGCUGCCCGGCCACACUUCUACAACUGACGGCCAUCCAGGGCCUAGAGCAGAGGCUGCAGCCAGUGUGUGUGCCAGGGCCUGGAUUCGAACCUAGGUCUCUCUUACUCCAAGACCAACCCUCUCUACCGUACCUCCCUGCCUUCCUCCCAUUAAUUUAGGGCUUCCUCAAAAUUCAGUCCUCUCCCCACCUCCAACGAGCCAAUCAACAAACAUUUAUUAAGCACCAGCUGUGUGCCAGCUAUCCGAUGAACAAGCCCAUCCCCUUCCAGGUCAGGCACUGUGGGCGGUUUUCCCCACCCUUUGGACACUUGGUUUUCUGCCCAGUGAAAUGGGGGGGCUGCGUCCUUCCUCUCCCUCGUCUCUGAGCUCGGUGCUUACUUCAUCUUUCUCUUUUCCUGUCAGCUCUUAGGAUUCUCCCGAUGUGAUUUUCCACAUUCGUCUGGAUUGUAAAUAUUGGCUGCAUGUCUGUGAAGCUUUUAUGGACUGUUGUAAAUUAUUCACAAGGUUUUAGUUCUAGGGAAAGGCGACUGUGGCCUUUCAAAGCAAUA
Dromiciops gliroides (monito del monte) is the source of this 3452-nucleotide messenger RNA. It is a transcript of the gene CDC45, whose product is annotated as cell division cycle 45. The coding region runs from base 637 to 2352 and encodes 571 amino acids. Gene Ontology annotation, biological process: double-strand break repair via break-induced replication; DNA replication initiation; mitotic DNA replication preinitiation complex assembly. Gene Ontology annotation, molecular function: single-stranded DNA binding; DNA replication origin binding; chromatin binding. Lineage: Eukaryota; Metazoa; Chordata; Mammalia; Microbiotheria; Microbiotheriidae. The transcript has 19 exons. The record is from RefSeq and is a predicted model, not a curated record. Gene Ontology annotation, cellular component: DNA replication preinitiation complex.